CCCUUUGUUGUUUAUAGAUACUUAGCCCACUUGUGUUUCAUACAUAUAAAUAAUUGUGUAUAGGAAGAGCCGAGAAGAAAGUGAAUUCACCCAGUCAAGAUGAUGAAGAAGGUAGUCGACGUUGGUUUAUCCUAUGAUAACAAUGAACGUCAUUUCGAAUGACGACUUGAAAAAUAGCAGUCCACAGCAGAAGGCGUUGCAAUCGAAUCCCACAGUUGAGCCAAGUGAGGCCGAGACAUUCGUUCCACGCAUGGCCGACGCGAGUGACGACCAUCCAUUGAGGCCGCCUCUCUGGUACCUGGAGUUCAGGCAACUGCUGCGCCGGAAUCCAGAAGAGGCGGCCAGACGAUGGACUCGGCAUCUGGACGACAAGGAAAGAAUCGACAUUGUUUGGACUGCUGCUAAAAGUAUUCAUUUGGAUGUGCUCGAAUGGAGUUUGUUGUUGGAGAACCAAGCGACAAGAAAACGAUGGAUCGACGCCAACGAAUUGCGGGACGAAUCCGGUUUGUGUCUCCUGCACGAAGUGGCGUCCAAUAUCUACGUCACCGUACGCAAAUUGUUAGCCGUCUUCCAGUUGUUGAUCCAGCGGGUCGGAUGUCAAGUCAACGUCACAGAUCCCGACGGAUGGACCGUCUUGCACUACGUCUGCGGAUCUCACGUCAAACGCAACCGUCGCGGGCGCCAAAUGUACAUCUGCCUGUUGAAACUUUUAGUCGAGUCCGGAGCAGAUGUUACUAUCGAUUUUGAGGGAAUCACUCCACUUCAUUUGGUUCACGAAUCUCCCUGGGCUAUCAGGUACUUGCUGUUGAACACUCCAGCCAGGGCUGACAUCUCGGAUACCUUCCAACGGACGCCUCUCAUAUGGAUUUUACGAAAUCCUCACCUUCCGCCUGUCCGACGCAUUCCAGUCUCCAUUUUCCGCGGGCGAAUGGACUUUACCGAGGCGGAUUACAUGGGCCAUUCCUUGAUUCACUACGCCGUUCUUCGCGCCCAGUCUGACAAACUGGACGACACGCUGCGACUUAUCAAGCGACUUGUUGACAUUGGCGCAGACGUCAAUCAUCGAAACAAACGACUUCGUACCCCAUUAUUUUUUCUCGUUCACAAGCCCGACAUGCGCCAACUGGCGGAAUCGCUCAUCCAGCGAUUUAAUGCUGAUGUUAACAUCGUCGACGCCGACGGUUUCACCGUCGUUCAUAUUGCAGCUAUCCUGGGAAAAUUGGAUUACGUCGCCUUGUUCUUGCCUUACCUGAAAAGGAACGUGCGUACCAUCAACGGCGAAACGGUUCGCACUUGUCUGGAACAGUACUGCGAUCCUUCGGCUAUGACUCCCGAACUGCAGAAUGAACUGGCCUUACUGGAAAGCAAAAGUGAAUUCAGAGCCAAGCGGGAAUAUGUCGAGCCGUACACAGUUUGGAAUUACGUCCAUCAAAUGGAUCGAUUUAGGGGUCUCCUGUCGCUUUACAUUGUGGACACCUUUAUCCGGUAUCGAGGAGGUCGGUCGUUAUUUACUGACUUUUUCCACCAUAUCAGCCACAGCGCAGCGAUUAUACAAAGAGCAAAAGAUUUCUUGACCCACAUUUCCAAGUGGAACGGAUCUUCGCAAAUUUUACUGGAUAUAAUCGAUCAGUACUCGGUCGUUAUUCAGGACGACGCUUCCCAAAGUCAAAAUAUGUCUAUUGAAGUAGAAGAAUCUACCCAAAUUGCUAGAUCUGUUCAUCAGAUAGUCCUGAAAUUGAUGGAACAAAUUCGGAUUAAAGAUGCUCAAAAUACCAAUUUCGGUUGGAAAUUGGACGUUUUGCCCGUGGGAAGCUCCGUCGAUGGCAGUAAAAUUCUCCUGCCGGAUGAAUAUGAUUUCCUUGUUGUAUUCCGCCGUUUCGAGACCCAAAACAAGUUGGUGUCUAUCGGAGAGGAUUACGUGGAUCAAGUUGAAAAAUUUCGGCUCUAUUUGAUUCAAUGCAUGCAAGAAAUGGACCAACAGUUGGCCGGAGAGGAACUUGGAUUUCAGUUUGUCGAUUCCGAAAUGCGACGGGUCUGUCUCAACAUUCGAUUGACUUGGCGGGGUAAACAAUUGUCAAAAAACAGUGUUUUUCGCGGUUUAGCCAUUAGCGUCGAUUUGACGCCAGUUUUCCACUUCAUCGGAUGGGAAAAUCAAAGUGGAUUUCGACCACUUCGCCCGCUAGAGUCGCUGCCCCUAUGGUUUCAACGCGAUCAAACUGUUGAACAUUUUCGACCGCUUCAUAAUUGCCUGACAAUACCUCCGUGCGCUGCGACGAUGGAGGCCCGCUGUCUGAGUCAUUCAUCUCACUGGCUGUUUCAAUAUUGUCUAAAACUUUUGAAACUGAUUGUCCAGAGUGAAUGCAUCAUCCAGGACGAACCUACACCCAAUUCGCAUUUUCUGAAAGUGGCUCUACUCAAAUACAUCGACGAAAAAGGUCCCCCAGUCCAACAUCAAGACGUGGCCCGAUAUGUGGCAGGAAUCUGCCGCAAAUUGCAGGACACGGACUGGCGUUUCAGAAUUGAUGAUUUUGUAGCUGAUGUCUUGAUGCCCUCGCCUGUCGUUACUUUCAAGAAAGAACUUUUAUCAAUUUUGGAUAGAACUUGUUGUUCUUCUUUUUUAUUCCAUGAUUGUACUUUACUUUAACUGUUUUCAUGUUGUAAUCGAAUGCGCAUUAUAUAAAAGGGUGAUAUAUUUUUUCGGUCCUUUGUUGGUUUUGAGAUUCAUUUGGGCAUUUAGUAUUUUCUAUCUUGUCAAGUUGCCAUGAUUGAUAAAAUUAUCUGUGUGUAUCAAUACGCCUGCAUCAAAGUCUUGUCAAAUAGUUAUUGGUUAUAACUGGAUAAAUCUAUGUAAAACACGUA
This is a messenger RNA of Daphnia pulicaria, 2859 nucleotides long. RefSeq lists its product as uncharacterized. The transcript is spliced from 5 exons. The record is from RefSeq and is a predicted model, not a curated record. Lineage: Eukaryota; Metazoa; Arthropoda; Branchiopoda; Diplostraca; Daphniidae. Bases 134 to 2644 code for a protein of 836 amino acids. Gene Ontology annotation, molecular function: protein binding.